This is a messenger RNA of Solea senegalensis (Senegalese sole), 579 nucleotides long. RefSeq names its product ribosomal protein S18 (gene rps18). The transcript is spliced from 6 exons. Gene Ontology annotation, biological process: translation. The coding region runs from base 81 to 539 and encodes 152 amino acids. Gene Ontology annotation, molecular function: RNA binding; structural constituent of ribosome. The record is from RefSeq and is a predicted model, not a curated record. Gene Ontology annotation, cellular component: small ribosomal subunit; cytosol; ribosome. NCBI's taxonomy places the organism in Eukaryota, Metazoa, Chordata, Actinopteri, Pleuronectiformes, Soleidae.
GACCCACUUCCGUUAGUGCGUGUGGUCAAACUCACGCGAGAGCGCUGUAACUUCCUCUUCGCACGGAAUCCACUUCCAAGAUGUCUCUCGUCAUCCCUGAGAAGUUCCAGCACAUUCUUCGUGUUCUCAACACGAACAUCGAUGGUCGGAGGAAAAUCGCCUUCGCUAUCACUGCCAUCAAGGGAGUUGGCAGACGUUACGCCCAUGUCGUCCUGAGGAAGGCAGACAUCGACCUGAGUAAGAGAGCAGGAGAGCUGACAGAGGAGGAGGUGGAGCGAGUGGUGACCAUCAUGCAGAAUCCUCGUCAGUACAAGAUCCCAGACUGGUUUCUGAACAGACAGAAGGACGUUAAGGACGGCAAAUACAGCCAGGUCCUCGCCAACGGUCUGGACAACAAGCUGAGAGAAGACCUGGAGCGGCUGAAGAAGAUCAGGGCUCAUCGUGGACUCAGACACUUCUGGGGUCUGCGCGUGCGCGGUCAGCACACGAAGACCACCGGCCGCCGUGGACGCACCGUGGGUGUGUCCAAGAAGAAAUAAGUGUCGUCAUGUUUGGAAAAUAAAACCACAAUUCAGUCCA